AAUAGGCUUGUGCUGAUCAUUAAAGGGACAGUAUCCCCCUUGUACAACAUGAGUGCAAUGAAUAGGCUUGUGUUUGUACAUGGGCAGUUGGUUGGGCACAGGGUACAGGUGCAGGACAUUAUGGGAGUUGUAUUUGGUGCCAAAGGUCAAGUAGUACAUGUUUCCUAAAGGCAUGGCACUGUUAUUAAUUGUUACUUGGAUUUGGGCAAUACAAUGGCAAUAAACCAGAAUAAACAUAUUUCCCCAGUCAAGUCUCUCUUCUGUGUACUCCUAGUUCCAGCCCUGAUGAUUUUGGCCCCAGAGAGCCCAAAUUAGCAGGGAUAGAAUUCACAGGCUCUCUCAGUAGAGCAAAUAAAGAAGGAGAAGCAUGUGAUGUUGCCCUGCAGCAGCCAAUAAACAUUUACAUUCAAUUUACAUUCACACGAGAUGAGUCAAUAAGAAGCAGAGACCUGAGCCGAGAACAUGGAAAAUUGUGUCACUGGGAAAGUGCUGGAAUUUCUCUUCUUCUUUCUGCUCCUCCUGCUGCAGCAGCAAUGUUCCUCCUUGCAGGUAACACUUCCCCCCUUUCAGUCCUCCCUGAUUGGAAGAGAUGUCCUACUUCCCUGCACAUUCAGAGUGGAUAAUCCUCCAGUGAAUCCCAAGUUCCUCGCUCUCUUGUGGCAUUUUGGAGACAAGGAGGUUCUGAGAUAUGACAACAAAGGGAAGGUUUCCAGCCCCCGGUUAUUCAUAGAUGAGAAACUUAUACUGGAAGGCAAUGUCUCAUUGUCUCUCUCCAACGUGACCAUCUCUGAUAGAGGAACCUACAGGUGCUCAGUCAUUUACAGCCCAAACACCCAACAGAAGGAGAUCAGGCUGCACAUUCAUGCGGUGCCAGAGGUGGGGCUUGCAAAGAGGUCAGUAAGUAAGAACCAGAGAGCUUUCCUUCAGUGCUCAAUUACUGGUUUCUACCCAGAACCCAUCAAUGUGACUUGGCUCAGGAACGGGAAGCUUUUACCCAACUCAGUCCUGGGCCCCCUUCAACAGAAUGAAGAUGGAAUGUUCCAACAGGACAGCACCCUGACUCUCACCCCCUCUUUCACCCGGGGUAACCCAAUAUAUGCUUGUCAGGUGCAACAUGAAUCCCUCCCAACCCCAAGGCAAGAUAGUUACAAGGUGCAGUAUGGAGCGGUGCCAGAUGUUGUGGUUGCUAAGAGAUCUCUCCUUAAGAACCAGGGAACUUUCCUUCAGUGCUCAAUGACUGAUUUCUACCCACAAUCCAUCACUGUGACUUGGCUCAGGAACGGGAAGCUUUUACCCAACUCAGUCAUGGGCCCCCUUCAACAGAAUGAAGAUGGAACAUUCCGACUCAACAGCACCCUGACUCUCACCACUUCUGACACCUUUGAUAAAGAAGAGAUUGUUUGUCAGGUUCAAUAUAAAUCCCACCCCCAGGCAAGAUAGUUCUAAGGUGCAGUUUAGAGUGCAGCCUGGUCUCACACAAGAGAUUCAUGAGGAUCUUCAACUCCAGGAUUGUGGGGAAUAUUGGCAGACGGAGGGAUAACCAACCACAGAGAAGAGUGUGUGAGAGGCUCAUCAAUGCUUAUCUAUAUCUUCAUCCAUAUUAACUCAAUAAUGACUGAAAUGCACUAAUACCUACGUCUGUUGUUUGGCCUUAAUAUGUUGGUCUUGUCAUAGGGCUUAUAUGUCAGUUCAUGAGGCUUUUGGUCCUAUUUAACCCCUUCUUCUGUUGUCCAACUUGGAACUGAAGUGUUAACUCUGCAAAAAAGGGGGUUAGGUAAAUACCCUGAAAAAUGAUGUACCUGCUCUGUGUUUUUCAAAUGACAUUAUCCGUGUGUAUUGCAGUUUUGCAAAAGUGAAAAAAGAAACAGCCACCGUUUUUGGUUUUAUGGGUUUAUUGACAUAAUCUUGUUCAAAAUCUCUAACAUUUUUAUAAGAAUAA
Xenopus laevis (African clawed frog) is the source of this 1939-nucleotide messenger RNA. Its product is annotated as signal-regulatory protein beta-1-like. NCBI's taxonomy places the organism in Eukaryota, Metazoa, Chordata, Amphibia, Anura, Pipidae. The transcript has 5 exons. The record is from RefSeq and is a predicted model, not a curated record. Bases 463 to 1440 code for a protein of 325 amino acids.